Molecule: messenger RNA, 1356 nt
Organism: Cadophora gregata
Lineage: Eukaryota; Fungi; Ascomycota; Leotiomycetes; Helotiales; Ploettnerulaceae
Exons: 1
Coding region: 1-1356 (451 amino acids)
Biological process (GO): mitochondrial tRNA threonylcarbamoyladenosine modification
Cellular component (GO): mitochondrion
Source: RefSeq, a predicted model, not a curated record
AUGAGGCCAUCAUGUCUCCUCAUCAGGCGCUUCCACCACCCAACGAUAGCAUGUUUUCAGCAACGAACAUUGCUUACCUUAGCGAUCGAAACUUCCUGCGAUGAUACCAGCGUAGCAGUGCUCGAGAAGCACCCAAACAAUUCCGCAACCAUCCACUUCAAUGAGAAGAUCACAUCCGAUAAUCGCGCAUACGGCGGAGUCCAUCCCGUCGAAGCACAUAUCUCGCAUCAAAAGACUCUCUCCAGUCUCGUGAAUCGAGCUUUGCUGAGUCUCCCCAUCCAGAAAUCGACCGAGUCUCUCGAGAACGCGAUAUUCGUGAAGGGUCAACAUGGCGCCACACUCAGGAAGAAACCUGAUUUCGUAACGGCCACUCGUGGUCCUGGUAUGCGAGCGAGUCUGAUAACUGGAGUUGAUACUGCGAAGGGGCUGGCUGUGGCAUGGCAGGUUCCCUUUCUGGGCGUCAACCAUAUGCAGGGCCAUGCACUUACGCCACGACUGGUGUCUGCAUUGGAUGCUGGAAAAGAAGGACUGAAAGGCAAAGACAAAGAUCCAGAAUUUCCGUUCUUGACAUUGCUUGUGUCUGGGGGACAUACUAUGCUGGUUCACUCGCAGUCUCUCUGCAACCACGAAAUACUGGCAAAUACUACGGACAUUGCGAUUGGAGAUAUGAUUGAUAAAUGUGCUCGGGAUAUUCUACCUCCCUCUUAUCUAGAAGGUGCCAAAGAUGUCAUGUAUGGUCCUCUACUUGAAUCGUUCGCCUUUCCAGACGCCCAACCAGAAUUUCAAUACGUCCCUCCAAAGUCCUUUGGCAGUCCUCGCCAUCCAAUGAAUCAAUCAUAUAAUUGGAAGCUCUUACCACCAUACUCCACACCUGGUCGAGAGGGCCCAAAGGGACAUGCAGAUGCAUUCACAUACUCCGGGACUGGCGCAGCAGUCAGAAAAAUCGUUGAGCGAAUCCCUGGAAUGGAUGAUUCAGAACGCAGAGCCCUCGCCGGACUGGCCAUGAUGGUCGCAUUCGAACACCUCGCCUCUCGAGUCCUUUAUGCCCUUGAGAGACCCGAGAUCAAAGUCAAUACCUUAGUCGUUUCCGGUGGAGUCGCAAGCAAUCAAUUUCUGAAGACCAUUCUCAGGACUAUACUAGAUGCUCGUGGGCACGAGAAUGUUAAACUGGUGUUUCCACCGCCGAAAUUCUGUACCGACAAUGCUGCUAUGAUUGCAUGGACUGGUAUCGAGAUGUAUGAGGCAGGGUGGAGAACUAGUUUGGAGGCUAUUGCUAUCAGAAAAUGGGCGAUUGAUCCUAAGGCUGAGGAUGGUGGGAUCUUGGGUAUUGAUGGAUGGGAGAAGGUGGAUUGGUGA